Messenger RNA from Dromiciops gliroides (monito del monte), 1974 nucleotides. RefSeq names its product TATA-box binding protein associated factor 10 (gene TAF10). Gene Ontology annotation, biological process: transcription initiation at RNA polymerase II promoter. The coding region runs from base 112 to 747 and encodes 211 amino acids. The transcript is spliced from 6 exons. Gene Ontology annotation, molecular function: promoter-specific chromatin binding; RNA polymerase II general transcription initiation factor activity. Lineage: Eukaryota; Metazoa; Chordata; Mammalia; Microbiotheria; Microbiotheriidae. Gene Ontology annotation, cellular component: nucleus; SAGA complex; transcription factor TFIID complex. The record is from RefSeq and is a predicted model, not a curated record.
AAGUCGCUUGGGGGAGAGGAAAGCCGUGAACGGAAGCGGAAGCGGUCCUGUCCUCCUAGUCCUCGGUCUCGGGUUCCAUUCCCCGCUGCUCCCCGCCUCCUGCCCGGCGCCAUGAGUGGCAGUGGCGCGGACCCCGAAGUGGUCCCGGCCCCUGUCCCUGCUCCGCCGGGUCCGGCCCCUACUCCCACCCCGACCCCUGCUCCUGCCCAGACUCCAGCACCGGCGCCAGCUCCCGCCCCAGCCGAGAGCAAGGCCAGCCCUGCGGGAGGCGCCGGCCCCGGCCCUGGCCGGGGGGACACGUCCGACCGCCGGGCCUCGGUCCCAGUAUCUGCAGCUGGGGGUACUGCCCCCCCUGAAGGUGCCAUGUCUAAUGGGGUAUAUGUGCUACCUGGGGCUGCCAAUGGAGAGGUCAAGCCUGUUGUGUCUAGUACACCCCUGGUGGACUUCCUCAUGCAACUGGAAGACUACACACCCACAAUUCCAGAUGCUGUUACUGGCUACUAUCUGAACCGUGCUGGUUUUGAAGCCUCUGAUCCCAGAAUUGUCCGGCUCAUCUCCCUGGCAGCCCAGAAGUUCAUCUCUGACAUUGCCAAUGAUGCCCUACAGCACUGCAAGAUGAAGGGCACUGCCUCAGGCAGCUCCAGGAGCAAGAGCAAAGACCGAAAGUAUACCUUGACCAUGGAAGACCUGACGCCUGCACUCAGCGAAUAUGGCAUUAAUGUCAAGAAGCCACAUUAUUUCACCUAAGUUCACCUCUUCCCCCCCGGCUGGCCGGGGUGUGUGUGGGAUGGGCACAAUCAUAUCAAACUUGGGCCUCUUGGCUGGGUCCUCAUUCAUGCAGAUCUUCAUGAGUUUACACACAUGUGGGGAGAUACCUGGAGGAAUGGUGGGUCGAAGGCCUUCCAGGGCAACCUACAACAAGCAAGAAUCCCCAGAUUCAGGACCUCUCUGUGUCCCAUAAAUCUGCUUCUACUUGCCCCUCCGUCCCAACAUGUCCCCUGCAUCCUCCAGACCUUCAUGCCAAUUUCCAUGUUGGAGAGGUCAGCAAAUGGUACCUCCCUUGUCACUAGUUCCCACAACAGCACCGCGAAGCUCCACAUGUCUGCAGAACGACGAUUAAUCUCUUCUGGCUUCUUCUGCAGGGCUGGGUCAAGGGAGAGGAUUGGUAUAAGAACCCUGAUUCUUUACCUGGCCCCUACCUCCCCACUACUAAGUCUAUUGUCUGCCUUCAUUUCCCCCCUACCCUCAGGAGCCACCCAGGCAGGGGCAUACAUGCGCCCUGGACACUGGAAGGAGAAUUUCACGUCAGCCAUGCUGAUACGGGCAGUCAUAUCCUCGUCGAUCUGAGGGAAAAGACAAAGGCUGUAGUGGGGAAUCUGUGCUCAAGUGACAGUUGGCUUAGACCUCCCCAUUACAUUGUAGCCUUGAGCCUCACCAUGACACUUCUGCUGUUAAGGGCGUGCCGGGGUAUAAGAGGCUCCAGUGUGUGCAGGAAGGCCAUGCCCCGUGCCAUGUCCAGAGCAAACUUGACAGCUUGAGUCUGGUCAACAACAAAAUCUGGGAGUAAAGUUCAGAGAAGGGAGGAGUUACCCCAAAUCUAAUCCCCAAAGCCCCUUUGCCUCAGACCAGACAGCUGGCUUCAGGCUCCUGUUCUUGCUCCCACCCUCUCCUGUCCACAACUCUAAUCCCAGCCUUUUCUGGGCACAAUGACAACUCACUGGUCCCUUCAUGAAGUACGUUGUAGAGGGAGCCAUAAGGCAUCCAGUGGGUGAUGAGAAUGGGGUGGGGGGCAGGGGGUGCCUGACAGGCUCCCAACACAGGCAGUACGUUGGGGUGUGAGAAAAUCCUGCAAAGACAAGACAAUGAACAUGUUGCUGUCCCUUCAAUAACCCCCCCACUCCACCCAUGUACCCAAUUCCCCCACCUCAGUUUGGGAUACUCCUCAUUAAAGUCUCUGCUCUUCCUUGUACUCCA